CCUGGGCUACCCCCACCGCCACCGGGUCCUUCUACCACUGACGGUCCCAUCCUCCCUCCUAAGAGGAAGACCGUGAAGCUGUUUUGGCGGGAGCUGAAACUUGGACAGGGCCUCAAAGGCAGGGGUCGGUUUGGCCCAAACGCUACCCUGUGGGCCUCCUUGGAGCCUGUGACUCUGGACACUGCCAAGCUGGAACACCUGUUUGAGACAAGAGCCAAGGAAGUGAUGUCCAACAAGAAAGCUGCCGAGGGCCGAAGGACGAUGACGACGGUGCUGGACCCCAAACGAAGCAAUGCCAUCAACAUUGGCCUCACGGCACUGCCCCCCGUCCACGUCAUCAAGGCGGCCCUGCUUGGUUUUGACGAGUUUGCUGUCAGCAAAGACGGCAUUGAGAAAUUGCUGAUGAUGAUGCCUACGGAAGAGGAAAAGCAGAAGAUCCAAGAGGCCCAGCUGGCCAACCCAGGCAUCCCACUAGGCCCAGCUGAGAACUUCCUGUUGACCCUCGCCUCCAUCGGCGGGUUGGCAGCCCGCCUACAGCUGUGGGCCUUUAAGCUAGAUUAUGACACCAUGGAACGGGAGAUCGCAGAGCCGCUGUUCGACCUUAAGCAGGGGAUGGAGCAGCUGGCCCAGAACGCCACCUUCCGCUGCAUCCUGGCCACUCUGCUGGCCGUUGGCAAUUUCCUCAACAACUCCAAGAGCGGCGGAUUCGAGCUGAGCUACCUGGAGAAGGUGUCCGAGGUGAAAGACACCGUCCGGAGGCAGUCCCUGCUCUAUCAUCUCUGCACGCUGGUGCUGCAGAGCCAGCCAGACUCCUCCGACCUCUACUCCGAGAUCCCGGCCCUCACUCGCUGCGCCAAG
This is a messenger RNA of Gracilinanus agilis (Agile Gracile Mouse Opossum), 858 nucleotides long. Its product is annotated as FH1/FH2 domain-containing protein 1-like. The transcript is spliced from 5 exons. Gene Ontology annotation, biological process: cortical actin cytoskeleton organization; actin filament network formation. The record is from RefSeq and is a predicted model, not a curated record. Lineage: Eukaryota; Metazoa; Chordata; Mammalia; Didelphimorphia; Didelphidae. Gene Ontology annotation, molecular function: actin filament binding. The annotation marks the transcript as partial. Gene Ontology annotation, cellular component: cytoplasm; cytoskeleton.